Messenger RNA from Monoraphidium neglectum, 291 nucleotides. RefSeq lists its product as hypothetical. The transcript has a single exon. Lineage: Eukaryota; Viridiplantae; Chlorophyta; Chlorophyceae; Sphaeropleales; Selenastraceae. The record is from RefSeq and is a predicted model, not a curated record. Bases 1 to 291 code for a protein of 96 amino acids.
AUGCUCCUGUGGCGGAUGUUCGCCGACCUCUCGACGCGCGCCGGCCUGGCCGUGCGCUUCACCUACCGCGCCGUCGGCUUGAGCGCCGGUCAGCAGGAGUUUGCGGCGGGCGUCAGCGACUGGGGCUGCGGGGACAUCCCUAUGAGCGCGUCCGGCUUCAAGGCGGCGGCGGCGGCGGCGCGUGUGCGCAACAUGGAUCUUGUCCCGGGUGGUUUGGAGGUUGAAGCGUCGCCAGGGCCGCUGCAUGGCAUGUUUGCGCGCCUCAAGGCGGUCCGCUCCAUAUGCGGGUGA